Messenger RNA from Salvelinus fontinalis (brook trout), 1236 nucleotides. RefSeq names its product polymeric immunoglobulin receptor-like. The transcript has 4 exons. Lineage: Eukaryota; Metazoa; Chordata; Actinopteri; Salmoniformes; Salmonidae. The coding region runs from base 1 to 762 and encodes 253 amino acids. The record is from RefSeq and is a predicted model, not a curated record.
AUGGUGUUCACCUGGGAGCCACAAGUCAUCUUGGUUAUCCUGCUGGUCCUCACACUGAAGGUUGUCCUCCUCUUAGCUGCUGUGUGGGGUGUGCGUACAGCAGAGUUGAUCACAGUGGAAGGAUAUAAGGGGGGCAAGGCAGAGAUCAGAUGCCCCUAUAGAGAGGAGUGGAGGAGCCACCAGAAGUUCCUCUGUAAAGGAAGCAAAAUGGAGUGUAUAACAUUUUUGGUAGACAAUGAUAUUGAGACUGAGGAUAAAGAAUGGACCUCUAAAUGGAGAUACUCCCUACAUGAUGACAAAGGGGUCAGGGUCUUCAUUGUGACCAUCACCAACAUGAUGUCAGAUGAUGCUGGAACAUACUGGUGUGGAGUGGAACGAUUUGGACUGGACCCUGAAGUGUAUGGAGAUUGGUGUUGUGAAAACCCCACUGAAGGGACAGGCUCUGAAGAAGUGACAGGCUAUGAAGAACGGUCAGUCUCCAUCCAUUGUAUGUAUAAUGAAAAAAAUGAAGACAAUGAGAAAUACUUCUGCAAAGCGAAUACACAAUCUAAGUGUCUAGUUGAUGUAAAAGUGACAACAACCAAAAGCCAGAAUGGGAGGUUCUCACUGUUCGACAACAGGACAGCCGGAGCCUUCACCGUGACCAUCACCAGACUAACCCAAGAGGAUGCUGGGAGAUAUCUCUGUGGCAUACAGAACAACCACACAAUCGAUACCCUGUCAGCAGUCCAGCUUGAUAUCAAGAGUAAGACUGUUCUGUAAUUUGCCUGUUUUUCAUUGUGAUACAGAUUGAUCAGGACACAGUUGUAUGUCAGUGAAGUGAGAAGCUUCAGUGGAUACAAUGAUGGAGAGGGCUGGGUGUGCCUGUGUGAGUAGAGGCGUGAAAAACAACUUCCUAUGUGAUUAAAUGUACAAACUUAAUGGACAUAUGUAUUUAAGGCAUUUGCACCCGUGUAUGAGAAAGAGAAAGAUAUAGAGAGAGAUGUAGUUCGCUAAAUGACAACCAAAAUAUCUGAACAGGAAGAGCAGAAACCAUACUUCCUUCUUUACGCCUGUCAGUGAGUAUCAAAUCUAAUCAAAUUGUAUUAGUCACAUGCGCCUUAUACAACGAGUGUAGACCUUGCAGUGAAAUGCUUACUUACGAGAUCCUAACCAACAAUGCAUUUAAAAAAAAUUAAGUAUAAGAAAAUAAGAAUAAGAAAUAAAAGUCGCAAGUAAUUAAAGAGCAGCGCUAAA